UUCCUACGGUUUAAAUCUCCCUCCAGUAGGUAGAAAGAACGGGACUUGUAACAAGCCUCUGGCCUAUCGCGUAGUAGAAAGAAGAAGAAGGCGGAUCCUCUUCAAGCGAUUGGCUACACGAAGAGCACAAAGGAAGGCAGAAAUCAUCUUAACUAUCAUCGAACAAUACAAACAAGGUUUAGUACAGCCACGCCUACCACCUUGCUCUUCCAAUAGACACUCCUUACAUCCUCUGACGCGCAUGCCUAUGUUAGCCAAUUAAAACGCGGUUAAACCCAUAGCUGGAACUCGUUCUCGGUGUUUCAGUGGCAAAGAAAACGGCAUUUGGGAUUGGUUGACGCUGGGGCGGUAGCUGCUUGGUGGAGUUCAUGUAGCAUCAUGUCUGAGAACUUUUCUCCCAUAGAGGCUGAUGUCCCUCAUUCACAUCUUGGGUUCAGAUCCAGCUGCAGGAUGGUACUUAAUAUGUUCCGGGAUCCUGAGAUCUCACUGCCCUUGACUCCAGAGGCACCUCUUACUCCAGUCUCAAGCCUAACUUGGGGUUUGAGGAACCUCAGCACGUUAGCAGGGGAUACACCAAGAUGCUGCCUAGAUCUCUCCAAUCUCAGUAACGGGGAAGAAGAAACAGCCUUCAACUUCAGCCCAGGAACAUUGGAAACAGGUCAGAAGAGCUCAAGAAAACUCCAGCAUAAGCCCAGAGCAUCAGGGAGGCAGUGUGCACAAUUGCUCCAGUCCCAGGGACUGUGUAGCACUCCCAGCUACAUCCGACAAGUUGGCAGGGAGAUCAGCAGUCCUUCCAUGAACAAAGAGAAUGAGGGUAGCCUGUUUAAGCAUCCAGGAUGGCGCAUGCCCAGGUCCCUGCUGUUCUGGAAGAGACCACCAGACACACCGCUAACCUGCUAUACUGCAAUGCUAGAAGCAGGGGAUCUAGAGGAGUAUGAGAUGAAAGAUCUUGGCAGUCCAAUUGCUGCAGUGGCACCAUCAGGAAUGCCAGAGGCGGUGGAUGGCUUGCCAGAGCUUUGUCCUGAUGAACAGGAAGAGACUGAGAAGCCAGUCACUGAGCACCUCUCCAGCAUGGCCAUCUUGUUGUCUGGACCACUCCUUACCCAGGACAUCAGUGUUAGUGAGGUCUCCAUGAACAAGACUCGUCUCUUCCGAUCUCCAUCGCUGCCCGAGAAACUGAAUAGUCCUAUGCUGAAGAGGGCAAUAAAAAGCCAAGAUGAUGGUGAAACUCCCAACAACAUGAAACAGAAGCACAGCCCAAUCCAAGAGGAGCCAGAUGGGAUCAUGUUUUUAAAGAAGACAGCCUCCCUUUCUGACAUGGAAAUUGUCAGAGCGCUUGAUCAAGACCACGGCUUCAGGCAGCUGAUUGGAGAUUUUUCCAAUGUAUAUUCACUGCCAACAGUAAUAGGAAGGCAUCAGGACCUGAGAUACAUCACCUCAGAGACUAUGGCUGCCCUGCUCCAUGGCCAAUUCCAAAGCCUUAUUGAGAAGUUCUGCAUUAUUGACUGUCGCUACCCCUAUGAAUAUUGUGGGGGACAUAUCAAGGGGGCAUUGAAUAUCCACAGGCAAGAUGAUCUAUUUGACUCCUUCCUGAGGAAGCCCCUUCUCUCAUCAGUGCCACGGAAGCGCCUCAUCCUCAUUUUCCACUGUGAAUAUUCCUCUGAGAGGGCCCCCAAGAUGUGUCGCUGUCUGAGGGAAGAAGACAGAACCAUGAAUGAAUAUCCUGCACUGCACUAUCCCGAACUGUAUGUCCUUCAGGGUGGCUAUAAGGACUUCUUCCUAGAAUAUAAGGAGCUGUGUGAGCCCCAGAGCUACUGCCCCAUGCGUCACCAGGAUUUCAAGGCAGAGAUGCUCAAGUUCCGUGUCAAAAGCAAGAUGUGGGCAGGAGCAUGGAGGCAGAGGGAUCAAGUUACUCGUCUCAUGAAGCUGUGAGGUCUGAGCCAAUCUCCAAGAGUGAUUCUGCUGUAAGAGGACUCUUCCCUGACCAAAGGAAAGUUUGAGGUCUCUGUAAUAGACUGUGCCACACAGACGCUAAGCAAGUGAGCAAGGUGGAGGUGGCAGUGGUUACAAUGAGGAGAGUUCAGGAAUGUUAGGUGAUACCUUGCUGGCUUCCACAAGUUUCACUUGGGUGAGGUUCUGCCCAAGUUCAAAGCAUCAUCGUGGAAGGGACUGAGCAGGAACUGGCAAGACUGCCUGUGGAAAAAAUAGUGUCUCCUUCAGAGGAGUUGGACAACACCCAAAUGUCUCCUAGGUGUGGCCCAAAAGUAGCAGGCUAGGCUUGUUUUGUAGUCCAAGCUCAAAGCUAGUUCCUAGCGGGAAACUCUAUUACUUUUUAAUGCUACUCAUAGGUUUUUGCACUUAGGUGUCUGAUUUUAAUGGAAGAAUAAACUGUACUGCACAUAAUGA
Molecule: messenger RNA, 2406 nt
Organism: Rhineura floridana
Lineage: Eukaryota; Metazoa; Chordata; Lepidosauria; Squamata; Rhineuridae
Gene: CDC25C
Product: cell division cycle 25C
Exons: 16
Coding region: 379-1932 (517 amino acids)
Biological process (GO): G2/M transition of mitotic cell cycle; protein dephosphorylation; positive regulation of G2/MI transition of meiotic cell cycle
Cellular component (GO): cytoplasm; nucleus
Molecular function (GO): protein tyrosine phosphatase activity
Source: RefSeq, a predicted model, not a curated record